Racocetra fulgida is the source of this 393-nucleotide messenger RNA. Lineage: Eukaryota; Fungi; Glomeromycota; Glomeromycetes; Diversisporales; Gigasporaceae. The record is from the annotation of a GenBank genome assembly.
AUGGGAACAUAUUUAAAACAGAUUGAUAAUGAAAUUUACAAACUAAAAACAAAAAACUGUUUUUAUGAGUAUGAUGAAUUUUGUGACUUUAGGAAAAUCGGAGAAAGUAGAUUUGGAAUGAUAGUGUAUAAAUCAAAAUGGAGGAAAAGAAAUUUUGCAGUUGUUCAUAAAAGUGUAGAAAUUGAUAUUAUCCGGAAUAAUAAGACCGAAAUUGAUACUAUCCAAGGUGAUAAGAUCAAAAAUACUAUGCAGAAUAUUAGGGCUUUUCAAGAGUUAAUUACUGAAAUUCAACAAUUACAAAAAGUUGGUUUUCAUGAUAAUAUUAUCAACUUUUAUGGGAUUGCUAAAGGAACUACUAAAGGAAUGUAUUCUAAACUUUUUUUGGCUGAUUAG